AUGCCAUUACAAUUGGGGCUUUUGGGGGACUUGGGGCCAAUGCCUGGGCUCUUUGGGGCUUUUUGUGGAAACACAAAGUGUCUGGGGCUACGAGGGGUUAUAGGUUUUGGGGAUGAUUGUCGACUCGCAUUAAGGAAAGCUGACAACAAACCAUUACCCGAAAUGUCUUCCAAGAAGAAAUUUACAUCAUAUGAAAUAUCUUCUCCGCACGCGAAACAGGAUCAUUCGCAAAUGCCAUUUCGGAUUCCUGUUGCUAUACGAAAACAGUAUGGGAAAAAGGGUUGGACAUCAAUCAUGGCAACUCGAGACGAUCGUUUGUCAGCUGAAACAUGUUUUAUAGCAGGAGUCGUAUUAUAUGCAAUUGCAAAAAAUGAAAUAUCUUCCCCGCAAGGAUGCUGGUUUCACACCUUGGAACAGUACAGGAAAAAUGAAAACCCGACAGCUAUUGACAUGUACAUUUACUCAGUCCACUUUUCAGUGAUGUUGGUAACUGGUUUGGGUUUAGGGGAUGUUACUGCAGUAACCGUGAUAGAAUUGGCUGUUACUUCAUUUGUGAUGAUAGCUGGAUUUUGCUUCGCUGUUUUAUACUUUAUUGGAACUCUAUCCUCGGUAAUGGUGAACGAUGCAGAACGACUGGAGUUGUACAGGGCGGACCUCAUUGCCAUCAGGGAUUAUUUGACGGAUAUCAAUUGCGAAGAAAAAGUCAAGAACAAGGUUAUAAGGUAUUAUAUCGAACUGUGGCAUUAUAAAAAAGGAAUAAAGCGAGUUCCAAGCAUAGAUCUGUUACCCAUAUCAUUACGUAUGGAACUCUUUCACGACAUGUGCAUGGGACCUUUCAAAUCCACUUUACUAUUUCGAUUUUUGCCCGACUAUUUUCUUCGUAAAUUAUCUAUGAGUAUGAAGCCAGUAUUUUAUCUACCAGGAGACAUACUCAGCCACCAGCACGUUGCCAAAUACAUGAUGAUCAUAAUCCUUUCCGGAGUAGUCCACAUUUUGUCAGAUGAAGACAAUGAAAGUCCAAUUAUUUCGUUUGAUUAUGGGACUUGUAUAAGUGAAAUUGGAAUGGUAUACACUUUGCCUGCUAAAUCUUCUAUAAGAGCCGCCACUUAUUUAGAGGUGUUGACCUUGCACAAAUUAGACUUUUUUAGAGCUGUUAAGGAGUAUCCGGAAAUACAGAAAAGAAUUAGGUUGAAUAUUCAAGAUCGGAUUGAAAGAGCGCAUAAGAAAGAUAUAUAUCGACCAAAGAAGAAAAAUAUUUUUAAUCUUUUUGUGACUCAAGAAACAGAAAUUACUGCUAUCAAACAGAUAAAGAAGUUGCUUAAAGCCAAACCAGAUCUAUCAGAAUUUAUAACGUUUAGAUUCCAGUUACAGUCAGCUUUCAAAGAACGAUUUAAUAUGCUUCUAAGAUAUGUUUCCCAAAGUGAUGUCACAAACGCGGUGAAAAAUCGGCUUCUAGCCUGUUACGUACUACAAUGGUAUCAUAGUGGAGGAUUUAGAACCGCUCAAAAGCAUCAAUUAUUACAAAAAGCAGUAUCUUUUAUGAGACAAGAUGUACUAGCAGCAGAGAAGAAAAAAACUUUAAAAAAAGUUCCGCUGUUUAGUUCUACAAACGAUGAUUUUAUCGCUACAUUGGCAUCAGGAUCGAGAAUGGAUACACUUCCACCAGGCGAGUAUGUCGUUUAUGCCGGACUUGUAAAUCGCCAACUAUAUAUUAUUCAUCAAGGUUAUUGUGAGAUUAUUGAAAAUAAUACUGCUAUAAGAACUUUACAUCCUGGAGCCCACUUUUGUGUCGAGUGCUUGUUGUACGGACAUCCAACCACUGAUAUGUUUCCAAAAUACUUAGAGCAUGAACAGCUUUCAUUUGAUAACAUUUUGGCAAAAACUUAUAAAACGUAUAAAAAAGAAUCUCAAGUAUUAUCCAAAGCAAAGAUCGUCAAUAGUAACAUUAUGCGAAUAAAGAAUCUCUUUGCUAAUUCUCUGAUAAAUGUAAAGAAAUAUUGCCGUCGAAGGCAUGAAAAUUAUAAUAAAGGUUUUGAAGGUGAUAACAAUAUAUUUAAGUAUAUUUUAUUGCCUAUUUGCAUCACACCGCAAGGUCUAUUAUUGAAGAUAUGGUGUUUCUUCAGGAUAUUGGCAGCUUUUUGCAUUGCAAUGUUGUUGCCAUUUGAUAUUACAAUUACACCAUAUACGAAUAACUUUGUUAACUUAAUAAUAAUUGUAUCGGAUGCGAUAGCUUAUAUUGAUUUGUACGUAAGCAUGUUUAUUGGAUACUAUGGUAAACAAGGCCAGCUCAUAAUACAUCCCAUGAAAACAGCUAAAAGAUAUGUAUCUACGCUAUUUAUUCUAGACAUCAUAUUAUGUAUUCCAAUAAAUAAAAUAAAUCGUGCUCUUCCUUUAGAUGAUUAUAAGGAAGUCGAAUGGUGGUUGAACAUGAUUCGUCUUAUACGAAUUGGACAAGUUUACAGAAUUCACGGGGCGAUGUCGUACCUAUUAAGUGAUAUAUUAAAAUCUGAUAGAAUUUAUAUCAUUAUUGAAUUUAUCGUAAUUACAUUAGUUGCUAGCAAUAUUUGGUCAUGUAUAUUUGUGAAUACCACUUGUCAACCUUAUUUAAAACGUGCAGAUGAGAUACAUAUGAAAUGUCUGGAAGGCUAUGGAUUUGGUGAUAUUACUCCACAUAAACCUGUUCAUAUAAUGCACUGUAUUCUUAGCAUUCUUGUGGGCCAACUUCUGAUUGCCUUUGCAUGCGCUUACAUCGCCAGUAGCAUUUCCACACAACAUCGGACUUUAGUAACAUUUCAAGAAAAACUGUGCAAUAUAACAAGUUUUAUGAAACGUCAAAAUGUUUCACCUGAUCUACGAAAAUUAAUACAUAAGCACUUCUUACAACGAUACAAAAGAACUGGAGGAAUUGAACCUAUGGAGGUCCUGAAUGAUAUCCAUACCACGCUAAUGGAAGAUGCUGUGCAUAGUAUGUUUGAGGAAACUUUACAAAUUGUACCUUUGUUUUCAUUCGUAGAAAAAUCAUUUUUCCGAAUUAUUGCCUUGCAUUUAGCAAACAGGCAUUAUGUUAAAGGAGAAGAGAUUGUUCGUUGUAACUAUAUUACUCGUAAUAUAUACAUACUACAUCGAGGUAAAGUACAAGUGAAGAAUAGUAAUGAUGAGCCAAUUUGUAUAAUUGGUCCUGGUGCAAUAUUUGGUCGAAUUAAUGCACUUGCUUCCAAGCCCAGUUCUGUUACCAUAGAAGCUUUGCAUAAUUUAGACGUAUUGGUGAUUGAAUAUGACAUAUUUUAUAAUAUUCUUAAAGAUUACCCGAAAAUUAUGCAUAAGAUCCAUAACGAGUUAAAGAAAGAUGUGGAUUAUAUUUUGCCUAAAGUGAUAAUUGACGAUGACGCAACAAGGGUCAGCUUGUGUUCUAAAUUCACCACUAAUACUGAUAUUACUGGGAGUACUCAAGUUACCUUGAAUACUGUUGUAACUAUGGAAAGUAUGCCAAAAUGGAACGUCGUGCUGAAUCCUCGAAAAUGUUUCCGCAUAGCUCUGAUACCAGAUUCUAUAUUAUGUCAGAUUCAUAGUGCAUUGGUAUUAAUAGCAUCAUAUGCUAGCACAAUUCUGAUAACUUAUCAAUUUUUUUUCCACGAUCUGUCUCUAAUAUAUAUACUUCCAAGCAUAUGCAUAGAUCUCGUAUUUAUUUUGAAGAUUUUACUAGAUUUACAAAUGGCCUAUGUCAACAAAUUAGGAGAUUACGUUCUUGAUGUUAAACUUAUCCGUAUGAGGUAUCUUACUGAUUACAAAGAACGUCUUAUUGAUGUGGCAGCUAAUUUGCCUUUGUGUUAUUUUGCGUUGCUAGUACCUGGACCUUUUGGGCUUGAUCUUUUUGUAUAUCUUCGAUUGCAUCAUCUAAUUCGGAUUGUGUACAUUAUACAAUUUUAUAACGUGCAUUCAAGAAUGUUAUCAAGUGCUAGUUUUCUGCUAAAACUUAGUUGGUUACUUGUAUGGUUCACUUUAUUGAUGCACAUUUUUGCUUGUUUUUGGUUUUACAUUCCUUGCAUGGGUUCAAAAUGCAAACGAGGUUUUUGGGGUGAAGAAAGAGGUUUGGCCAAAGAAGAACAUCCAUUUGCAAACUACGUUCAUUCUUUAUAUCAUAUGACCAACAUUAUGACUAUGACUGGUCAUGGAGACAUCAAGCCUAUGAUACCCGUGGAACUGUUAUUGUCUGUAAUGUUUGUGGUGACAACUAAGAUUUUUGUUGGUACUCUUAUUGGUGAAAUAUCAUAUGUUCAGAAUUUGUAUUCUUUGGAGCAAGUUAAUUACACUAGAACUGUCGUGGAAUUGAAGCAUUAUAUGACUAAUAAUAAUUUGAGUGCAGUUAAGCAGAAGAAAUGUGGAACUAUGUACGACGAUUGUGGAUUAAAGACAAGGGCAGAAAUAGUAACCGAAGUUCUUGAAAAAUCAACUCCUGAUGAAGAUUUGGGCAAUGAAUCCAGAACUGAAUCCGAAUGA
Messenger RNA from Ctenocephalides felis (cat flea), 4497 nucleotides. RefSeq lists its product as uncharacterized. The transcript has 9 exons. Gene Ontology annotation, biological process: monoatomic ion transport; transmembrane transport. The record is from RefSeq and is a predicted model, not a curated record. Gene Ontology annotation, molecular function: protein-containing complex binding; voltage-gated potassium channel activity. The coding region runs from base 1 to 4497 and encodes 1498 amino acids. Gene Ontology annotation, cellular component: membrane. NCBI's taxonomy places the organism in Eukaryota, Metazoa, Arthropoda, Insecta, Siphonaptera, Pulicidae.